Messenger RNA from Pocillopora meandrina, 2953 nucleotides. NCBI's taxonomy places the organism in Eukaryota, Metazoa, Cnidaria, Anthozoa, Scleractinia, Pocilloporidae. The record is from the annotation of a GenBank genome assembly.
AUGGACGAUAAAGGCGGUCAGAAAUCUGAAGGGAAACCGAAGACGGAGAUGGACAAAGAUGCAGCAGCACGUAUUCAGAGCGCUGAAGCGAAAAAAAAUGACGGUAAAGUUGAAAAAGAAAGCUUUCCCUCCCGCGCUCAGCGCGCAGCAGCCAAGAAUGAAGCAGCGAAGGACGAAGAAGGGAAAUGAGCCUGAAACAGAUAAUAAGCCCUGAUGACAUAACAAUUAACAAUUAAUGAUUACCAAACUGGUGUUAUAAUUCCUUUGACCAUUGUCUUAGCUGUGUCUAAACUCUUAGAGUUGAGUGCUAAGGGGCUUUCAUAUACUAUUAAUAAAACGGAAGUUAAAUCAGUUUUCCGAAUGAUUGAGUGAAUCUUAUUCUGGUAAAUCCCUUUGGAGUUCACCCUCUCGGAAUUACUCGAGAGUGGAGAUAAUGUCGACGAGAAUCUUAUGAACUUUUUUUUUUGCCUCUGAACCAAGUAAUACACCCCAAAAUUUGCUUUUACUUGUCCUUUUCAAUCUAUCUUUAUUUAAUUGAGUUAUGCUCAAGCACAGCACUGGCUCUUGGAGUCCAACGUAAACAGAAAUAUAUAGAUACUCAGCAAAAACUGUUAAACAUAUGAUAUAAACUGGUCUUAACCUGCUAACAAUUGAAAGUCACAUGGCAUGAAUUAUGCUGGAAUAAAAGAACAAAGAAAGGGAAAUUAAUCAAUAAUGCAAGCUUGACGUUUCUUUGUUCUGGAUGUCUCCUUUGGCUGUUUGUUUCCUAGCAAGGACGAAUUUCUUAGAAAUACCCGCACGUGUUCGAAGCAGCAUGCGUUGGCUUUUCCUAGAAUUAGGACUGACUCCGCUGAGACAAAUAUUUUUAUCUAAAUGUUAAAGUUUAAGCUUUUUUCUUUUUACUGCAAAUACGCCAGUUAAACGAAAGGCAGAGCAAACACCAGUAUAGCAAUAAAUCAUUUACGCGCUCGCUUCUAUGUUAUCACACCGGUCAAACCAAGUAUCUCUACAAGAUCAUCUCGAUAAAAUAUGCUGACAUAGUCAUUUCUCGGAACUCUCUCUUGCUUUUGUGUUGUCUCACAUGUCAAUCCAAGCGUCUUUCCGAGAAAAUCUAUAUAAAUUAUGCUGACGUCAUUUUCUCGGAAAACAAUUGGUAUUUGUCAAAGACUCGUUGACCCUAUUUUAUCAUUCUAUAGAUCGAGUCAACUCCUGGGAAUAUCGUUUUGAUUGUCAUCGUCGUCUUAUUUUGAUCAUUAGUAUCAUUAUUUUUCUUGUAAAAGCGAGAUUCCAGAGAUUCGCGUCUCAUCGUCACAGUAAGCCUGUGUUGUUGGUAUGUAAGCCAGCUUUGUUUCAAAUCCUCAGAUCCUCGUUCCCUCUUCAAUUGCACCCUUUCUGCCACUUUUUGCGGUGUUUUCGAUUCGAAUUUACAUGAAGGAUGACUAGUUCCAUGUCUAGGUUUGUCUUUUCCGUCAGGAUAUGCAGAAGCGUGUCAGCCAAGCUAUACAUUCAACUGUUGACUGAGUUUAGCGUCGGUGGGUUAUACCGUUUUAUUUCUUUUACUGAAAAUACGAAAGUAAAACGAAAGUUAAACGAAAGGCAGAGCAAAUCGUUUACGCGCUCACUCGCUUCUUGUCAUCUCACUGGUCAAACCAAGUAUCUUUGUAAGGUUAUCUCGAUAAUUUACGCUGACAUAAUCAUUUCUCGAAACCCUCUCCAUUCUGUUUGUCUCACAUGUCAAUCUUGGCUUCUUUCCGAGAAAACCUGUAUGAAUUAUGCUGACGUCAUUUUCUCAGAAAACAAUUUGCAUUUGUGAAAGACUCGCUAACAAUAUCUUAUCAUUCUACGGAGGAAAACAUUGGCGGAGGGUCUGAGAAAACCAAAGACAUACGAGUCUUUUCUACAGUCACAUAACGUAAGUCAAUACUUAGUUGCCUUAAUCAUUUGCUUUUGCAGUUUCAGUUCGUAACAUUAUAUUGCUCCAAGAAUGCAGUCAAAUCCAAUGAAAGGAGAACUAGAGGCCGCCGAAUGCACUAGUACAUAGCUAGGAUAAUGGUAAACCGUUCAAAUUUUUGAUAUCACGCGCCGUCGAGCUUUUUUCGCAAUACACACGCAAUCUUAGGUUAAUUCAGUUUACUACAUUACAAUGACCGCAUGUCUCUUCGAAAACGAAAGCGCUUUGAAAUGCAUCUUAUGAAAAUCUUUAAGAUAGCCUUCACUCGCCAUCGAUCACGGCGAUCUUGACGGUGAAAAUGAAGUCGUGUCUUCUUCUUGACUGAAUCGUACGAAAAAUCUAGAGGAUCCUUGGUUAAGUUUGUCUAUCAAGCCUCUCAGGUACAGAAUACACUUCUUAGAAUAGAAGGAAGGUUUUAUUCGAUGUUAGCAUUGUUGACAAUGCAUAUCAGGAUGGAUGAGAAACACGUGGAUGUGGACAUUUCAAAGGAAAAUCUUCGAUUUCGAAUACUCUUUUAUCAAGCGCGCUUUUGAUAGUUUUACAUCUCUCAACUAAGAUAAAAAUGAGCAAAGCCUUUUACUAUCUGAAGAUCGAUCCCACAGAGCUGUUUCGUAAGACAACCCUACAGGUUGAAUCGACCUGAAAGUGCUUUGAAAUUCAUAUAUUCCACUGCAUGAUAUCCUUAUUUCUUUCCGCCUCAAAUAAUGAUGUGCACACGAAAGACACUCAUCGUAAAACCGAUCACUACAUGACGUUUAUUUCUUUCUCUUUUUCCGCCACAAAUGAAUUUGACUUUAGAAGCAAGAGAACUAAAGAACCAUGGACAAGCAAGGAACUCAAAGCUCUGGAGGAAACGCACAGCCCAAAAAUCCGAUGAAUAAAGAAGCGGCGUCAAGGAUUCAGGGUUCAGAAGCAAAACAGCACGGCGGUGGGGUUCCUAAAGGAAGCUUUGCUUCGCGCGCUCAGUCUACUGCAGACAAGCGGGAAAACCAGAACAACUAA